UCUAACAGAUUGCACAGAGAUUUCACACAAGAUUUACUAUCAGUAUAGACCAGUAGUCUGAAAAAUGAAGACCCUAGUACUACUUGUUCUGUACACGUCAGCCGUAUACUCUCAGUUUCAGUUGAACAAACUUAGCUACUUAAAACUUCCCUAUACUACCAACAAUGAUUAUGGAUUUUUAAGAAACGCUGCUCACAAAGCUGCUUAUGAUUCACAAGAACGGAUACUGUAUGUGUUAGGUAGUCAAUCAGGAGCCAAUCAACCACGUCUUCUUCAUGUUAUUGAUAUUUCUAACCCGUCCGCCCCUAAUAAACUCUACACCCACUCAUUUGAUGCUGUUGACAAUGGAAAGGCAAAUGAUAUUGCCGUUUGUGGUGACACGGUAGCGGUCAGCAUAGAAUCAUCGUUAGCCACUAAAGAAGGACACGUGGAACUCUUUAGAACUUUUCAACGUGGUAAUGUUCAGCUAGUUAGUUUUGGAAGAGAACAAGUUGGAGUUGAUCCUAAAGGACUUGCUUUUACGUCUGAUUGCCAGAAGCUUAUCAUCGCUAAUGAAGGUCGUGGUAACUUGGAUGAAAUUGCUCAGUCUUUUGUUGAUCCACCAGGGACAGUAACGAUUCUCCUUAGAAAUGACGUUGGGUCUCCAGCUUUGGUCACAAUCAGUUUCGAUCUGUUUUUAUCUGGCAGGGAAACCGAGUACCAAAAUAAAGGAGUAAGGUGGGUUUAUCGAGGAAACCAUAAUGCUGGUAUAAUAAACAAAAUGUCUGACGACCUUGAACCUGAACAAGUUACCAUUAGCAACGACCAACGAUUCGCUUAUAUCUCUCUUCCUGAAAAUAAUGCAGUUGCAAGAAUUGAUAUCAAUGCAUAUAAUGUUAAUGAAAUAUUUCCUCUUGGAGAAAAGAAUUGGCAGUAUUUCGGUAUCGAUUGCAGUGAUCAAGAUGGAGGGGGGAAAUUAUCGUUCUAUCCGGUUUAUUCCAUGAGACAAGCUACUGAUAUUGAGAUCACUACUUUCAAUGGUAUGGAGGUUAUAUUAACUGCAGAACAAGGAAUGAUAAAACGAUAUACUGCUGCCCAAGGCGACGAAUUUGACGAAUCUAAGCGAGCAAGAACAAUUGCCCAAGAUGGCGAAUUUGCUGAAUCAGAUAUUUCAUGGACGGCUGACCUUUCAGCAGCAGUGCGCGAUAACCAACGUCUUGGUCGAUGGCAAGUGCGGCAUUCAGAUGCCCCUAAAUCCGCAUUGGGUUCUAUUGAAACUGUUCAGGGUUACGGAGGUCGUGGUAUUUCUGUUCAUCAGACACAAACCUUUACUAGACUGUACGACACUGAAGAUGAACUUGAAAGAAAGGAAUUGGAAAAUUAUGCGUUAACUUUCAAUGGUGAUGCAAGUAAUAGUGCCUAUUCUCCUCUUCAGGAAAUAGAUGAAAGAUCUGAUGAUCAUGGUCCAGAACCUACUGCUAUAGCAGUUGGUAUGUUCGAUUCCACACCUAUGGUAGUUGUUGGAACAAAAACCGGGCUCAUUCAUGUUUAUCGUGAUGUUAAUGCUGCUUUACGACAUGAAAGUGUGCACCGUGAAGGACAAAUAGCUCAAACUUGGAAUACGCUGUACAAAAACAACCAGACUGGUGAUAGCGUCAUAACAGAUAUCGGGAUUAUCAACCAAGCUCAAUCACCAAAUGGAAAAGUUUUAGUUUGGGCUAUUGGUUCUGCGUCAGGAUCCCUUGGCAUCUAUGAGCUGCAGUUUGUCAGCAACUGAUACCAGUUUUAUCGAAAUUUUACGAUUUAUAUAGAACGGGUUACCUAAAAUAAAGCAUGUUUUCAUAUAA
This is a messenger RNA of Mytilus californianus (California mussel), 1826 nucleotides long. RefSeq names its product mesenchyme-specific cell surface glycoprotein-like. Lineage: Eukaryota; Metazoa; Mollusca; Bivalvia; Mytilida; Mytilidae. The record is from RefSeq and is a predicted model, not a curated record. Gene Ontology annotation, molecular function: protein binding. The coding region runs from base 65 to 1756 and encodes 563 amino acids. The transcript has 11 exons.